Messenger RNA from Aphidius gifuensis, 892 nucleotides. RefSeq lists its product as uncharacterized. NCBI's taxonomy places the organism in Eukaryota, Metazoa, Arthropoda, Insecta, Hymenoptera, Braconidae. The transcript is spliced from 2 exons. The coding region runs from base 464 to 766 and encodes 100 amino acids. The record is from RefSeq and is a predicted model, not a curated record.
AGUUGAUGGUUCUAGAAGCUGGUCUUGUUGGAUCAAUAAAAAGCACACGACUCAGUAUAACUAUAUAUAAACGUUCUCUUUCAAGUGUACACAUAUAAUCAUCCUCUUGUACAAUAAAUUUUAUCCAAACAAUUCAAAUUAAUUGUCAACAACAUCUUGACUCUUUUCAUAAAUUUAUACUCUUCUUCCUGUUGAUAAAUAUUCUUCGGUAUCUUUUGAAAUCAUCUGUUGAUUAUUUAAAUAGAAUUUUUAUAUAUUAUUUUUUAUUGCAAGUUGUUGAUGAAGCAUUUAAUAUGUGUGUCUAGUUACGGUUGUCAUGGUUAUAUUGAAAAACUAGAACACACUUUUGACCACUAGAAAUUUUAUAUUUAUAUAAUUAACAAGUCUUGCUCGUGUGCACAAUAUUUGCUUGACUUGGUUUUGCGGUUAAAAAUUUAUUUCAUCGUCUAUUUGAAAUAUAAAUAUGUCAACUGUACGAGUGAAUAGUUCAGUUAAUUUAAUAUCAUGGCAAAGACGAGCCUACGAGAGUCAUCGAAUAAGAGUCAAAACAGCAACACCAACAGUUGAUAUGAAUCCACCAAAAUUACGUCCACAUGUUUUAUAUGAUGCAAAACGUAUUCAACUUCAACGAGAACGUCAAGGAAUAAUAACAAGAGAUAAUUUUAUUUUAUUAAAAAAUCUUGAAGACAUAAUGCAUGGAAAAAUGAAGAAAAAAACAUCAAGGCUUGAUGAAAAAAAAUCAAAAUGUAUACGUUCAUUAAUUUAAUUAAGUUUUCGUAAUUUUUUUCUAUUUUCAUACAACACUUUUAUACAUUAUGUAUUAGUGUGUUUUUUUUUUUUAUUUUAGUGAUUAGUAAAAACAUAAUAAAUAACACAAAUUAAAUAAAAAAUU